AUGACAAGAGCUUAUGCUACACAGGCCCAAAGUUUCUACUUGUUUUCCUGUAACGUUUGCUCUAAAUAUAACCAAGUUUUGCCAGAUGUUGCCACUACCCAACAAUUCGACAAAGGUUCCUCUUUGGGUGCUGUUUUUGCCCCAGAUGGAUCAAAAAUCACAGAAAGCGUUUCAGAUGACUUCGAUGGUGUUACAAUCGCUGAGCUCGAUAUGGAUGCUAUUAUCUCACAAAAGAAUCUCGUCGAUGUUGUCGGCCACUACUCUAGACCAGACUUGUUGUCUUUAACUCACAACAACCCUAAUGACGAGCACGUCAUUAAGAAAUAG
Molecule: messenger RNA, 327 nt
Organism: Saccharomycopsis crataegensis
Lineage: Eukaryota; Fungi; Ascomycota; Saccharomycetes; Ascoideales; Saccharomycopsidaceae
Exons: 1
Coding region: 1-327 (108 amino acids)
Molecular function (GO): catalytic activity
Source: RefSeq, a predicted model, not a curated record